Molecule: messenger RNA, 1545 nt
Organism: Neoarthrinium moseri
Lineage: Eukaryota; Fungi; Ascomycota; Sordariomycetes; Amphisphaeriales; Apiosporaceae
Exons: 1
Coding region: 1-1545 (514 amino acids)
Biological process (GO): ubiquinone biosynthetic process
Cellular component (GO): mitochondrion
Source: RefSeq, a predicted model, not a curated record
AUGGCUUCGGUGGCAAGGUCCUGGACGUGCAUGGCGUGCCAGCGCAAGGCACUGAACCCGUCGCCUCUCCAGUCCAGGACGCUACGGGGCUUGUACUCGACCAAGGCCAGCCGCCAUGACAGGACGUUCCGGAUGGCCGUCGUGGGAUCGGGGCCGGCCGGUUUCUACACGGCCUACAGGGUCAUGUCGCGGAUCCAGCGCGCCAAGGUCGACAUGUUCGAGGCGCUGCCGGUGCCGUACGGCCUGGUGCGCUUCGGCGUGGCCCCGGACCACCCGGAGGUCAAGAAUUGCCAGGACAAGUUCGAGGAGGUGGCGCGCUCGCCCGACUUCACCUUCGUCGGCAAUGUGGCCGUCGGCAACGCCGGGGACCACUUUGGCGGCUGCACCGUCCGGCUGGACGCCCUGAUGCGGCACUACGACGCCGUGGUCUUCGCGUACGGCGCGUCCAAGGACAAGACGCUCGGCGUCCCCGGGGAGUCGCAGCUCAGGGGCAUCUACUCGGCGAGGGAGUUCGUCGGCUGGUAUAACGGACUGCCGGAGUACGCCGGCCUCGCGCCCGACCUGACGCAGGGGGACGAGGCGGUCAUCGUCGGGCAGGGCAACGUGGCGCUCGACGUCGCGCGCAUGCUGCUGGAGAACGUGGACGUGCUCAGGAAGUCGGACAUCACGGAGGCGGCCAUCGAGACGCUGUCCAGGAGCCGCGUCAAGCGGGUGCACGUGGUCGGCCGGCGGGGCCCCAUGCAGGCUGCCUACACGAUCAAGGAGGUCCGGGAGCUGAUGAAGCUGCACGACGUCGGCUUCCACCAGGUCGACAUGUCGCUGGUGCCCGACGAGAUAUCCAAGCUGCCGCGCGCGCAGAAGAGACUGACCGAGGUCAUUGUGAAGGGGUCGACCGCAAACAUCGACACCGCCUCGCGAACCUGGUCGCUGGACUUUUGUCUGUCGCCCGUCGGGUUCCGUGGCGGGCCGGACGGCAACGUGCGCAGCACGAUUCUCGAGCGGACCUCUCUGGCGGCGCCGUUCGAUCCCACGUCCAAGGUCAGCGGCACGGGCGCGCUGGUGGAGAUCCCGUCAGCGGUGGCUUUCCGUUCCAUUGGCUACAAGUCGGUCGCACUGCCUGGCUUCAGCGAAGCGGGUAUUUUGUUUGACGAUAGAAGCGGCAUCAUUCAGAACGACGGGCUGGGCAGGGUGUAUACAAACAACGCGGCAGACGAGGCAGCCCCCAGGCAGCAUCUGGGAGGGGUUUACUGUGCUGGUUGGGUCAAGAGAGGCCCGACCGGCGUGAUCGCCUCCACCAUGCAAGACGCAUUCACCACGGGUGAUGCCAUCGUCGAGGACUGGGCCUCAGAAGCGCCAUUCCUACAUGAAGAGCCCAGCCUUGGCUGGGAAGGCUUGAAGCAAGAGGUGGACGAUAGCAAGAGCCAAGUUAUCACAUGGGAGAAAUGGCAAAAGAUAGACAAGGCGGAGAAGGAAAGGGGUCAAUUGGUAGGAAAGGAGCGGGAGAAGUUUACCAGCACUGCCGAAAUGCUAUCGGUGGCUGCAUAG